Molecule: messenger RNA, 684 nt
Organism: Aspergillus aculeatinus CBS 121060
Lineage: Eukaryota; Fungi; Ascomycota; Eurotiomycetes; Eurotiales; Aspergillaceae
Exons: 2
Coding region: 1-684 (227 amino acids)
Source: RefSeq, a predicted model, not a curated record
AUGUCCUCAUCCAGCAUGCUUCCGCCCGUAGGGCCUGUGGGUCAUGCCUACCCCCGACGACGACGCCGAAGCAGCAGCAGCAGCAACAGCAGCAGGCAGUACUCCUGGACCGGGCCCCGACCGAAGCCCCGGGGCGGUUCCCGCGGCUACUCCACGGACGACGAAGACGAGGUCCUCUACGACCUGGACGAAGCCGCCCUGGCGCAGCUGCCCGUGCACCUCCAAGACACCAUGCGCGAGUUGCAGCUGGAGCGCGUCCACCGGUUCCAGCAGCAGCAGAGCGCCCACAACGAGCUCCGGCUCUGUCGGCCCCCCGUCUACCACAGCGACUAUGCCGAGACCUGGUUCAAGAACAUGAUGGCCCGGCUGUCGGCAGACCAGGAGAUGAGCGAAGCCCACUACCAUCUGCGACAGGCCCAGGGAAACACCUACCAGCAGGAUGGAAGUUGGCGUUCGCAGCAGCAGCAGUGGUCGGUCAACCGGCACAAUGAUAUUCAGGCUGCUGCUGAUGCUGCUGCUGCCGCUGCCGCUGCCGCCGCCAUGGGGGGAAACAGUACAUGGUUCGGAGAUGAUGGUGAACCGGGACUGGAAAUAUCCCCGCCUCUUCAUCAUCAUAAUGAUGUGUCGGUUUUUGAAAGGGAUGUGGAUCGCUCACCUGUCAGCUCGAGGCGGUACUACAGGUGA